AUGUCUGUGUGGAAAAAGGCGGCAAAAGCGCACCAGAAAACCCAUAGGGAACGCCAUCAACCCGAGGAACGCCAACACUUGGGGCUGCUCGAGAAAAAGAAAGAUUAUCAAAGACGCGCCAAGGACUACAAUGAAAAGAAGGCCACCCUACGGUUGCUGCGGAAGCGCGCUCUGAAUAAAAACCCAGACGAAUUUUACCACCACAUGAUAAAUUCGAAGGUGGAGAAUGGGGUCCAUUUUGAUAGAGUCACUGAACCGGAAGACACACCAGACCAGAUUGAUUUGAUGCGGACACAAGAUUUAAAGUAUGUCACAACAAAACGAACACAGGAGCAGAAAAAGAUCGAGAAAUUACAGGCGCAGUUGCACCUUACAAGUGUGAAUCAUAAAUUCAAAAACAAACAUAUUUAUUUUGGUAAAAGGGGGGACAAGGCGAAAUCGGAACAAGCAGCAUUAGAUAUUUUAGCUAUCACGGAACUGCCCGACAUUGAUAUAGAGGAUUUGCAGAAAUCGGCCCGUUCUCGAGAAGCUCUCUACAGGGAACUGGAGAAAAGGAUCAAUAGGGAAAAGGAACUAGCUAUAGUGCAGAGGAAGCUGGAGUUGGCGAAAGCUGUUGAUGGCAAAAAGACCACAUUGCCACCCAAGAAGCUGAAAAAUGGGACCAAGGAUAGCGCUCCCGUGUACCUAUGGAAAUAUGAACGUAAAAAGUGA
Molecule: messenger RNA, 711 nt
Organism: Cylas formicarius (sweet potato weevil)
Lineage: Eukaryota; Metazoa; Arthropoda; Insecta; Coleoptera; Brentidae
Product: probable U3 small nucleolar RNA-associated protein 11
Exons: 2
Coding region: 1-711 (236 amino acids)
Biological process (GO): rRNA processing
Cellular component (GO): small-subunit processome; nucleolus
Source: RefSeq, a predicted model, not a curated record